Aspergillus chevalieri is the source of this 930-nucleotide messenger RNA. Its product is annotated as HVA22/TB2/DP1 family protein. The transcript is spliced from 3 exons. The coding region runs from base 1 to 930 and encodes 309 amino acids. Lineage: Eukaryota; Fungi; Ascomycota; Eurotiomycetes; Eurotiales; Aspergillaceae. The record is from RefSeq and is a predicted model, not a curated record.
AUGUUCGGCAUCUUUGCGGACUUGUUGUCCUCCGUCGUUACGAUUCUAUUCCCCAUUUUCGCUUCCUGGAAAGCCCUCCGUUCGUCGAACCCCUCGCAACUGGCGCCAUGGUUGAUCUACUGGGUGGUUCUGUCGGUCAUUUUGCUGGCUGAAUCGUGGACUGUGUUCAUUCUGGGAUGGUUCCCAUUCUACAGCUGGAUUCGCCUCUUCUUCCUCUGCUACCUCGUUCUUCCCCAGACUCAGGGCGCGCGCCUGCUAUAUGUGCAAUACGUUGAUCCGUUCUUGGAGCAGCAUGAACGGGAGAUUGAGGAGUUUAUUGCCAACAGCCACGAAAGAGCCAAGACUCUGGGUCUUCAGUACUUCUAUCAGCUCAUCGAUUUGAUCCGCGAAAAGGUCCUGGGCCUGCCGCCGCAAACUGGUGGGGCCUCCCCUCCUCCGCCCAGCGGUGCAGGCGCUUACGCUCAGUCGCUCCUGUCUCGUUUCAACAUGCCCGCUGCUGGCGCCGGUGCUGGUACUGGUGGCGGGGCCCCAGCGGCUGGCAACGACUGGUUCUCUACCAUUAGUUCGGCAGUGUCCGCGAUGGCGUCGACAGGCCAGGGCCAGAGCCAGGAAGCACGAGCGAGGGAGCUUCACGCCAGUGGUAACCUGCUGCCGCGCGAGAUGGCAUCGAUGUCGCGGGAGGAGAAGGCGAAGUACCUGUCCAACCAGCGCGAUAUUUUGGAGGUUAUGCGGGCGGCAUUGGCACAUGAGGAAAACAACCUGGGUAGCAGUGAUGAUGAGUCUGGUUCUUCGCUGCGCAAGAACCGCAGUGACAACUCGUUCGACCACAUCAACCCCGAGGAUAUCCGCGACCGGUCUCCGGCUGGCGCUGCGGGAGGAUGGGCGUCCGGGUGGUUGGGCGGACAGGGCGGACAGGCACGGCCCCGGUGA